Molecule: messenger RNA, 1301 nt
Organism: Populus nigra (black poplar)
Lineage: Eukaryota; Viridiplantae; Streptophyta; Magnoliopsida; Malpighiales; Salicaceae
Exons: 11
Coding region: 155-1006 (283 amino acids)
Source: RefSeq, a predicted model, not a curated record
CAGAUUUUCCCUGCUAGCCAGGAUCGACUGCGACUCAGGAAACGGGGAAGGAUCCUUGCGCGCUUCUAUCGCUCUCUUUUUUGGCAAUUUCUCGCUGCUCUUCCCUGCCGUACCUCAACAGCAUUAAAAAGCAAAGCAGGAAAAGAAGAGAGAAAUGAAAAUAACCAUAAGUUUCUUCAAUUCUUUGAGAUACUACUUUCUAAUCAUUGCCAUUCUACACCGAGUUGGGUCUCUCGACCCAGUCUCUGCAGUCUGCGAGCUUAGUUUCGUUGUUAGAGACAAGGUUUAUAGCUUCAACUUGGUUUCUCCGCUCCCGAAUUUCCCUCACGGUGUCCUGAGCGAAGAUGGGUUUUAUAAGGCAGCAGUGAACGAGACUGUGCUCUGGUUUCAGCUCUGUGAUGGAAUGAUUUUUAAUCAUGACCCCCCUAGAUGUGUUGAAUGCCUGGACUGCGGGGGGGCAUCGCGUUGUGGCAUGGAAUGCAGUGCUCUCAUGGCAAGGAAUAUUGAAGGCUAUGAUGUAUGCACCACUAUUGGAAAAGUCACUAGCACUAGCACUAACAUUAUUGAUAAUCAAAAUCCCCACAAGGGUGUGAUUGUUAAGAUGACAAGCAGUGGAUCAAAGCAUAAUUGUUCACUCUCUGUCUCUGUCAUCUGUGAUUCAAAUAGAGUUCAUGGGCCACACUCAUUGGAGAAACUAGGGACCUGUGAUUAUGCCGCAGUGCUACAGCACCCUUCUGGUUGUGCCACAAUCAAUGGUCAUGGAAAAGGAUGGGGCUGGUUUGGUACCUUGAUGAUCAUUGUCUUUUGUCUUUUUGGAGGUUAUUUAUUGGCGGGUGCAGUUUAUCGACAUUUCUACAUUGGAGUUCAUGGGUUAGAUAUGAUUCCAAACUUGGAUUUCUGGACCAGGCUACCUCACAGAACACAGAGUUUUUUUGCAUCUUUGGUACGGAGAUUUAGAGGACCUACAGAAGGUUAUCGAAGCUCCUAUUCUCCUGUCAACUUUUGAAGAUCUGGGACUUGAUUUGCGAUUUUUUGGUGAUGAGGCUCCAAUUUCUGUAUGAACCUCAUGCAAGUAAAUCCGACCAUGCUGAUGGUUCCAUUUUAGAAAAGCUGCUGGUAGUCAAGUCUGAAGUGUAUGCUUGAAGCAGGGUUUGAAAAUCCUUUUGCACAACCAUCCUGUUCACGAUUACACCACAAUAUCCAGGUUUCAUAUUUCCUCUUUUUUUUUUCAUUGAUGAUAUUCAAUAGAUUGUAAUCUCUUUGACAUGACAAUAUCAAGUAUUAUCAUUCAUUUUCUUUUA